UCCUUAUUUUUCCAGAAAUCCACAACGAGAGAGGUUUUAAUUUCCAUACUUUCCAUCUUUCAACAUCUCCACGCUAUUUCUCUUGUCUUGUGCUGCCGAUUUGAUUGGGCAAUGGCGAGCACCGGAAAUUCGAUGCUGCUCUCAUUUCUUAUGUUCACUGUGGUUCUUUCACUUGAAGUGAUCUAUAGAGGGAAGCUAGCAUCAUCAGAGUUAUUCACAAUUCUUGGAGGGUUCAUUAGCUCUCUAUUGUUUCUUUUCUUCUUCAUUUUCAUUGCGAAUUUUCAAGAGUCCAGUGGCACCAAAACUGGGUGGGGUGCUGUUAUAGUUGCUGAAUUAGUCGCUCUAGUUGUUGCUGGUACUGUCCACCGAGUUUGUAUCACAACAUGCUUCUUGUUCUCCGCAGGAUUGUUAUACGAGGUUAAUAAGCUUUCAGCUAUGAUGCAAUCUAGAAGCGAACUGAAAUCCAAGAGACACUGAGCCACUACUUCAUUUGGCAGACACCUAUAGCAUUGGCGUCUACAAAGCCUACAUUUAGAUAUAGAUUCUGGUGUCAACUAGAUUAUUGUAGUUUCGUUCACUGCAAGUCAGGGUAAUCUGUUAUGUUUAUUGGUUAGAUACGCCUUUUGUACCAUGGCAUGGGUGUUGCUUCCCUUGUGUCUCGUCUAUCACAACAAUUUAUGACGAACAAUGUGAAAAAAUCAAUGGCAACAAAUGUUUUCAUGAGUUACUAAUGGGAAGCGAUGUUCUCAUACAUGUUUAGAUGUAGAGUUGUUCAUGCUUCGACUCAUGAAUUGUGUUU
Chenopodium quinoa (quinoa) is the source of this 799-nucleotide messenger RNA. Its product is annotated as protein KRTCAP2 homolog. The record is from RefSeq and is a predicted model, not a curated record. The transcript has 5 exons. Bases 112 to 477 code for a protein of 121 amino acids. NCBI's taxonomy places the organism in Eukaryota, Viridiplantae, Streptophyta, Magnoliopsida, Caryophyllales, Amaranthaceae.